Tricharina praecox is the source of this 1314-nucleotide messenger RNA. RefSeq lists its product as uncharacterized. NCBI's taxonomy places the organism in Eukaryota, Fungi, Ascomycota, Pezizomycetes, Pezizales, Pyronemataceae. Gene Ontology annotation, biological process: DNA-templated transcription. Gene Ontology annotation, molecular function: zinc ion binding; DNA binding. The transcript is spliced from 3 exons. The record is from RefSeq and is a predicted model, not a curated record. Gene Ontology annotation, cellular component: nucleus. The coding region runs from base 1 to 1314 and encodes 437 amino acids.
AUGACACCGGAAGUAAAAACUUUUGAAUGGGACGAGGAUUCAAUAGACCAGUACUACAGUCUUAUUCAUCCAACAUUCCCAUUGCUCCCCCAUUCCAAGCCUCGGCUGCGACAGAGGCUAGCUGCAGCCUCAAUCACCGUCAGAGAGGCGUUAUUAGAGGCAUUAUAUGCGGCUGUCCGUUCGAACCCGUCAUACCCUCCCCAAGCCGGCUCACCGUCGGCGAAUCCCAGGCGAGCAUGCGAGCUAUGUGUGGCUUCACAGUUCGAGAGCCAAGAUCCCCGGGCCUCCGUAUCAAGUAACCUAUUGUUCCUGCAGACUCUGAUCUUAAUGGCUCUUGAAGCCGACAACCAUGGCCCUGCCACGAUGCGGGGACAACACGGUGGACCGCCUAGAGCGGCGUGGGUCGGCAGUGCUGUUGGCCUGGCUUACUCAUUGAAGUUGCACCACAAUCGGGUAGGAGAGAGGUUCGCACAUGGCGACCCAGAUUCGGACGAAAAGCUUGGACGAAGGGCAUGGUGGGUUCUGGUCGUAUUGGAUCGCUGGCACGCCAUCAGUACUUCGAGUCCACUCUUCAUACCUGACUCGAACGUUGUGUUAUUGCCAGAAGACCAAAUGCUGAUCGGCUUAACGCCGUUCCAUCUCGUCCGCCUAUCGUGUAUUCUUGGCCAUCUGGCGGAAGCAUUCACAACUGCUGAUGAGAUUGUUUCGGCGGCUUCACUGAACCCCUACAUCUGUCGACUCCUACGCGGUGAAUUGGAACGGUUCCGGGAGAGCGUCGAGGUUGUCUGGGGCUCGCUGUCCCUGCUACACGUGGCAUACUACCACGUUAAGCUGUUGACAUUGCGCCACAAUUCGUCGUCGGAACCUCGCCAACUACUCGAGCCCGCGCUACGGAUGGCGACAAUGCUUGACCAUUCGUCGAUGCCGAUCACGCCGCUCAACCACCAUUUUGCGGCACUAGCACUGAUCACCCUAGUCGACCUUGCCGAGAUCGAUGAGACGCGGGAGGCGGCAUGGAGGGGCAUCCAGCAGCUGGAUGAGGCGCUGAAGAAGCGGAGAGGAUUGGCUACCCGGGAGGAUAGUGUUGGAUGGGAUCGUGCCAUCAAGGACCUCAUUCACACACGGGUGGAGAGCAGAUACACGAACCUUGGGCCCGGGACGCCACACGGUACAGGGAGCCUGCAACACUUGGCUGAGCUCGCAAUCGGAGAUCAGAGUCCGGCUGGAUACAACAGUGGAUACGCACAUAGGAAGCACAGGUUGGACGCAGGGAAGCUGCAGAAGUAUGGGUAUCUUGGGAGUAUCCUGUUGUAA